UGGGGCCCCCGGGCAAUAGGGGAUCAUGGGGCCCCUGUGUCCUUGCCUAAACUCAAAAAAGCCUUUGGGAAGAAUAGCAACCAGUCUCUAGGACCCCACAUCCAGGCCUACACUCAGAAUGUUCCUGUAUACUUGGAUGCCUCCAUCCAAUAUCAGCCAGACCAGGGGUGGAAUGACAACUCAUGGGGCCCCUGGGCAAUAGGGGAUCAUGGGGCCUCUGUGUCCUUGCCCAAACUAAAAAAAACCUAUGAAAAAGGUACUAGGGGCAUCUUAUGGGGCCCUCUACUGACCCCGGGCCCUCGGGCAGUGCCCGAGUUUCCAAAUGGUCAGUCCGCCCCUGAG
Messenger RNA from Staurois parvus, 342 nucleotides. The record is from the annotation of a GenBank genome assembly. NCBI's taxonomy places the organism in Eukaryota, Metazoa, Chordata, Amphibia, Anura, Ranidae.